AUGUUCCACGUAGACAAGCUCUCCUCGGCACACAUCUACCUCCGCCUGCCGGACCCGGCGGACGAGUCCGCGACGCCAAUGACGUGGGACUCGAUCCCCGAGGCGCUGGUGACCGACCUGGCGCAGCUGACAAAGGCCAACUCCAUCGAGGGCAACAAGAAGGACAACAUCACAAUCAUCUACACGCCGUGGUCGAACCUCAAGAAGGACGGCAGCAUGGAGGUCGGCCAGGUCUCCUUCAAGGACCCGCGCAAGGUGAAGCGCGUCCUGGUCCCCCAGCGCGAGAACCCCAUCGUCAACAGGCUCAACAAGACAAAGGUCGAGAAGAAGCCCGACCUGAAGCAGGAGCGCGAUGACCGCCUCAAGGUCCUCAGGAAGCGCGACCAGGCCGCUUCGCUUUUGAGAAAAAAAGAAGAGGCCCGCGUCAUGCAGGAGCGCAAGGAGAAAAAGUGGCAAAAGGACCACGCCUACGACGAGCUCUUCUCCGAGCACAACAUGGAGGCCUCGAGCAACCAGAACCGCGACGCCGACUGGGAGGACGACUUCAUGUGA
Molecule: messenger RNA, 552 nt
Organism: Colletotrichum truncatum
Lineage: Eukaryota; Fungi; Ascomycota; Sordariomycetes; Glomerellales; Glomerellaceae
Source: RefSeq, a predicted model, not a curated record